Lathyrus sativus (Indian pea) is the source of this 453-nucleotide messenger RNA. The record is from the annotation of a GenBank genome assembly. NCBI's taxonomy places the organism in Eukaryota, Viridiplantae, Streptophyta, Magnoliopsida, Fabales, Fabaceae.
AUGAAGAAGAAUAUCACAAAACUGAUUUCAUCUUUAAAACAUAUGAAAAGUAAAUUUGGAGCUUCCACACUUUUGAACCAAGAUCAAGAAGUUAUUUUUGUGAUAAGAGUUCUUAGAGAGGCUAUAGUAACGAACAUAUCUAUCUUUCAAUCCAUUUUGUCUUUCUUAGCUUCCAAGUCAAAGGCAACCAAAUGGUUGAAAGUGACAAAGUUGAUGCAUAAAAAGGAAGUAUCAUGUGAAGAGAGUUUGGAGAACUUCAAUGAAUUGCAAAGCGUAGAAGCAUCUUUGAGAACCCUUUUAAGAGAAGGUUCUGAUGCUGCCAAGAUGCAGGCAACACAUGAAAGUUUGGAGGCUUUGGAGGAUGCAGUUGAAAGGAUAGAAAAUGGUUUGGAGAGUGUGUUUAAGCGUUUGGUGAAAGCAAGAGUUUCUCUUUUGAACAUCAUCACUCAAUAG